CCCUCCUCCCCCGGGCUCAAGUCUGGAAUGAGAAGCGGCGGAGCGCGCGGGAGGAAUCUGUGCUCUCCUACCUGCCCCCGCGGCAGCUGGCUCGGGUUGGGAGGGGAAGCUGCGGAUGGUGGCGGCGGCAGCGCCCGGCGGGGACUCUGCUGGGACCUGGACGCCCCGGAGGGAGUGGUGGUAGAGGUGGAGGAGGAGGCGGGGGAGAAAGAGGAGGAGGUGGGGAAGGAGAAGGAGGAGGAGGAAGAGGAGGAAGAGGAGGAGGAGACGAAGAAGAAGGAAGAGGAGGAGGAGGGAACGAAGAAGGAGGAAGAGGAGGAGAAGGCGAAGAAACUGCAGCUGCCGCCGCCUCGGUGAGCGCUGGGAGAAGGCACAGAGCCGACGAGAGCAAGAACAGCUUCUCAGGCAGCCCCCGACUCCGUUCCACUCCGGGCCCGGAUCCAGCCCUCCAGGUUCCCAGCCGCUCGCCUCCCUCUGACGCACUUUAAAGAGUCUCCCCCCUUCCACCUCAAGGCGAGUAAUAGCGACCAAUCAUCAAGCCAUUUACCAGGCUUCAGAGGAAGCUGUUUAUGUGAUCCCCGCACUAAUUAGGCUCAUGAACUAACAAAUCGUUUGCACAACUUGUGAAGAACCGAGUACAUCCAUGGAUUGUCUUUGGACUUAGGGUGCCCUGCCCGCCUUUUGCAGAAGAGAGGAAACUUUUUUUUUCUCCCUCGAGAAACUUUUUCCCCCUUCUUUUCUCUGUCCGCAGCUCUGGGUCCCCCACGCUACCUCGCCAAAAAAAAAAAAAAUACCCCUCCCCAUCUCAGCCUGCAAACUCUUCUGGAAGGAAUUUUUUUUUUCUUCUCUCAUCUUUGGGUGCGUUCUGGUUCAAGAUUCUCGGGCUCCUUCCCGUUGCGUUGCCUCUCCUCUCCCUCCCCCUCCCCCCUUUUCUUUUCUUUUUUCCUUUCGACAGCACAACAAAAAUAUCAUUUUUUUCUCCCCGAAACUCGGCGUCGGAGCCAGCGCAUUGCUGACGCUCCGGAGCGGGGGAGCCCCCAGGACUCGCUCGGCAGCGCAGCAUGUUCCAGCCGGCGCCCAAGCGCUGUUUCACCAUCGAGUCGCUAGUGGCCAAGGACAACCCCCUGCCCUCCUCGCGCUCCGAGGACCCCAUCCGCCCGGCGGCUCUCAGCUAUGCCAACUCCAGCCCCAUAAACCCCUUCCUCAACGGCUUCCACACGGCAGCCGGCAGGGGCGUCUACUCCAACCCGGACUUGGUGUUUGCAGAAGCCGUCUCCCACCCGCCCAAUCCCGCCGUGCCGGUCCACCCCGUGCCGCCGCCGCACGCCCUGGCUGCACACCCCCUGCCCUCUUCGCACUCGCCCCACCCCCUCUUCGCCUCGCAGCAGAGAGACCCAUCCACGUUCUACCCCUGGCUUAUCCACAGGUACCGAUAUCUGGGCCACAGAUUUCAAGGUAAAAGUAUGGUUUCAGAACAGAAGGACGAAGUUCAAACGUCAGAAGCUAGAGGAAGAGGGUUCGGAUUCUCAACAGAAGAAAAAAGGGACGCAUCAUAUUAACCGAUGGAGAAUCGCUACCAAACAGGCUAGUCCAGAGGAAAUAGACGUCACAUCAGACGAUUAAAAACAAAAAACAAAAACAAAAUCCCACACAAACAAAACCGAGACAUAACAGAGACAGAAAAAGGAGAAGAACAAAAACAACCAAGCAAAAUCAACAAACGACAAAAACACAAAGAGAAAGAGAGAAGGUGGCACUUAGAAACUUUCCAGCAGAAAGUGUUAAGGAUCACAACCCAAGGCAGAGUGGAGACUGAGGAGAAGGCUCCUUCAUCAACAUGCAAUUCUCGUCUAAAGAGGCAGGGGGGAGAGAGAGAGAGAGAGAGAGAGAAAGAGAGAGAGAGAGAGAGAGAGAGAGAGAGAGAGAGAGAGAGAGAGAGAGAGAGAGAAGGGGGUGGGGGAGAGGUCCAAAAUGUGGCAUGGCCGACCCGGCUCUGACAAGGGGAGCUGUCAAUCAAAAACCAACCCAUCGAGACAAGAUGAUUGACAGGUAUUCCGUUUAUUGCAGUCCACUUUAAAAAUGAUAAUGAUAAUAAUUAUGAUAAAAAAUAACCAACCAGGCACAAGACUUUUUUUGCACUUCGAAGUUUUCCACUCUUUAAAAAUAAUAAUAGUGAUAAUAACAAACGCAAUUCCAGAUCCAGCCCAAACCCCACACCUAUUUCAGAAACUUGAAUUGCAUGUACCAGUUGUUGGGCAAACGGUGUCUAAAGACAGAAAUUGAAUUGUAACUUUUUUUCCUUUUUAAGACAGGUCUGUGUGCUUUUUAAUUUCUAUUUUUACGAGAAAUGUACAGUCUGUAAACAUUUAUUGAUAACUUCUGACGUCAAAGUGAUUGUGACAGCUAAUGAAGUAGCCGUUCACCAAUAGUGGUCCUCUAAAGAGAAAAAAGAGAUGAAAGGGGAGGGAAAGG
This is a messenger RNA of Dromiciops gliroides (monito del monte), 2472 nucleotides long. It is a transcript of the gene EMX2, whose product is annotated as empty spiracles homeobox 2. The transcript has 2 exons. Gene Ontology annotation, biological process: regulation of DNA-templated transcription; brain development; neuron differentiation. Gene Ontology annotation, molecular function: DNA-binding transcription factor activity, RNA polymerase II-specific; DNA binding. The record is from RefSeq and is a predicted model, not a curated record. The coding region runs from base 1062 to 1559 and encodes 165 amino acids. Lineage: Eukaryota; Metazoa; Chordata; Mammalia; Microbiotheria; Microbiotheriidae.